CAUGGGCGGAGGAGCAGGAGGAGGGGGAGAGGGAGAGGGGUGCGGGUGCGGCGGCUGGGGCGAUGGAGGAGGAGUGGGAGGAGGAGGAGGGCAUGGAAGGGGCGGAGAUGGAGGAGGGAGAAGAUGAGGAGAUGGAUGAGGGAGAAGAUGAGGAGAUGGAGGAGGAGAUGGAGGAGGAGAUGGAGUUGGAGGAGGACUGGGAGGAUGGGAGGAGGAGGGGGCCGAUGACGGGGGCGGCUUUGCGGAGAUUGAAGCCCUGAUAGGUGUGGGCUGUGAAGAGGAGGGCGAGGGGGAGGACGACGACUGGGCCGCAGCAGCGCUGGUGGGGGCUGAGGAGGCGAUGCAGCAGGCGGCGCCGUCCAAGCAGUCAACGCCUGGGGGAGGAUCGGGGGAAGCAGCGGAAGAAGCCGGUGAGGGCGCGCCUAAACGCAAGCGCGGCCGGCCACGCAAGGACUCCCAAGAAGGAGAAGCCGGCGAUGGCGCGCCGAAGCGCAAGGGCGGCCGGCCACACAAGGACUCCAAGCAAGGAGAAGCCGGCGAUGGCGCGCCGAAGCGCAAGCGAGGCCGGCCACACAAGGACUCCAAGCAAGGAGAAGCCGGCGAUGGCGCGCCGAAGCACAAGCGAGGCCGGCCACACAAGGACUCCAAGCAAGGAGAAGCCGGCGAGGGGGCGCCGAAGCACAAGCGAGGCCGGCCACGCAAGGACUCCAAGCAAGGAGAAGGCGGCGAGGGCGCGCCGAAGCGCAAGGGCGGCCGGCCACGCAAGGGGCUUCAGGGGGCCGCAGGCGAGGAGCCUGAGCUUCACAUUGGCAGUGACGGUGGUGGUGGUGGCUGCAGUGAGGAGGAGACGGACGGCAGUGGCCAGUGGAGCGAGCACAGCAGCUCGGACCCGGGGUUCUCGGAGGAGCGGUUUGGGCCUGGUGGGGGACAUGCAGCCAGCAUGGGCGGCGCGGGAGAAGAGGCAUCGGGAGGGGCUGCGAGCCGGCGGGUCAGCGGGCGCACCGCUGCGGCGCAGGCGGCUGCGCGGAUCAGUGCGGUGGAGGCCUGGGCUGGGAAGUCGGUGGAGGAGUUGGAGAGGGAGAUCGAGGCGGCGGCGAGGGAGGAGGAGGCGGCGAAGGAGGCGCGGAAGGCGGCGCGGCGGGAGGCGAGGGAGCUGCGGAGGCAGCAGGAGCAGGAGCGGGCGCGGCUGCUGGGAGAGGG
Molecule: messenger RNA, 1200 nt
Organism: Astrephomene gubernaculifera
Lineage: Eukaryota; Viridiplantae; Chlorophyta; Chlorophyceae; Chlamydomonadales; Astrephomenaceae
Source: the annotation of a GenBank genome assembly